Messenger RNA from Nicotiana tabacum (common tobacco), 965 nucleotides. NCBI's taxonomy places the organism in Eukaryota, Viridiplantae, Streptophyta, Magnoliopsida, Solanales, Solanaceae. The record is from RefSeq and is a predicted model, not a curated record.
CAAAGACCAAAGUUUCCACCUUUUCAAAUCUCAACAAUGCAGAGGUCAACCAAAAGAUCUAAACAAGAGGAAACUGUUUCAAUCAACCAUCUAAUUUCAAAGCCAAAGUUCACAGAUGAACAAGAGUUUUCUAUUAUGGUUUCUGCUUUAACAAAUGUUAUAACAGGUGAUACAACUCAAGAAUUUCAAUAUAUAAUUUCAUCUUCUUCACCUUCUACGAGCAUGUAUAGUUUUGACCCUCCUCUGUUUCGCGUUCCAAAAGAACCAGAGCCAUGUCAGUUCUGCAAAAUAAAAGGGUGUUUAGGUUGCAAAUAUUUUGGAGCCCCAGACCCAGUUGCUGCUGCUGCUGCUGCUGAUAAUAACAACAAGGCCAAGAUUGUUGCCAAGAAAAAGAAAAAGAAUUACAGAGGAGUGAGACAGAGACCGUGGGGAAAAUGGGCAGCGGAAAUUAGAGAUCCAAGAAGGGCAGCUAGAGUUUGGCUUGGAACUUUUAAUACAGCAGAGGAUGCUGCUCGAGCUUAUGAUAAAGCUGCUAUUCAAUUUAGAGGUCCUAGAGCUAAACUUAAUUUCUCAUUUGCAGAUUAUAAAUCAAUUCAACAGCACAAUACUACCACUUCAAUAUCUUGUUCAAAGCAGCAGCAACAAGAGCCAAUACAGUUAGAGCAGGGAAUUAAAACAGAUGUUGGUAUUGGAAAAGAUGAAGAAUUCUGGGAUCAAUUAAUGAAAUGGGAUAAUGAGAUUCAAGAUUGCUUGAACAUUAUGGAUUUCAAUGGCCAUUCUUCAGAUUCUGCUGGAGGAAGUAUUGCUCAUAGCUUCCGAUGAUCACUUUCAAUUAAACAAGAAUUGGAAAGGAAAGGAGAAAAAGAACAAAAGAAUUUGUUGUAGACAGGUGUUUUUCAUUAUAAAAUUUGGGCUAUUUGUUAUUUCUAUUUAUAAAAAAAAUUAGGCACCGUACUUUAAAAAAA